GUGAAGCUCGUCACUGGUGUGUAUUUUACUCUGGUCCUCCAGCUCAUUAGGGUCUUGUUACCCUCGCAGACGUGGACUCGGCCUCAUUUCUGAUGAUCAUUGAUCUCUGAUAGUCUUAUCAGCCUCAUAUAAAGGCAUCCGGCUCAGUGUCUGUCGCACUGAUAGACAUUCAGCAAAAGCCUGAAGAUGAUGCCGGUGACCCAGCGUCUGCUCGUGCUGGCCGCUCUGCUGUCUCUGCUGCUGGCCUCACAGGUCCAGGCGGCACCCAUAGACACUGACUGGGCGGCUGGACUGAUCCAUCGGGCCAAGCGCUCGUUGCUAUGGCGAUGGAACACUCUGAAACCCGUGGGUUCUGGAUGCAGAGAUCAUUAUGAGUGCGGAACCAACUUCUGCAGGAAACACACCUGCUCCUUCAAUAAAGCUCAACAGGCAUGACUGAGUCCAAAUGAUUAUGGCACCAAUUCAAAUGAUUGAAAACAAAAUGGCUAAAAUUGGGCAUCCCUUGAUUUCUCAAACAUAAUGACCUACAUAAAUCUGACAGAACAUUCAAAGACAGCUGAAGACUUUAAGAUCUACACCAACCUCAAGACUGUAUUCAGCUGAAUCUCACCAAGAAAUGUCCAGGUCAUAUUAAACUCCAAAAUCAGAAGCAUUUUUGGCCUGAAAUAUGACCUGGUGUGUUUUUGACAUAUUCCCCCCUUCAGAAACCACUCAGGAACAUAUCUACAAGAACUCCAGUUUCAUCAUCGAUGUUUUAUAGUUGUACAGAUCUUGAUAACGUGUAAAAUAUUAAUGUUGCAUCUAUAGUUUCUGAUUCAGAUUCAAUGAGGCCGAGAUGUUUGAUCUGAUAAAAUACACACACGCAUGGCAAAAUAAUCUGAAGCAAAUGUAUUUCAUAAUCAGCUGCAGCUUCCAGAAGAACUUUUACUUAUUUUGUAAAUAUCAGACACACGAGAUGGUGUAACAUGCUUUUU
Messenger RNA from Sinocyclocheilus grahami, 974 nucleotides. Its product is annotated as liver-expressed antimicrobial peptide 2-like. The record is from RefSeq and is a predicted model, not a curated record. The coding region runs from base 187 to 435 and encodes 82 amino acids. NCBI's taxonomy places the organism in Eukaryota, Metazoa, Chordata, Actinopteri, Cypriniformes, Cyprinidae. The transcript is spliced from 3 exons. Gene Ontology annotation, biological process: antimicrobial humoral immune response mediated by antimicrobial peptide; defense response to bacterium.